AUGGAUCGACGAUGGUGGAAUGGGUUGAUCUGCAUUCUUUGUCUAGGACUUGGAACGUUGUGUCUUAUGACUGGAUACGAUACACAAUCAAUGAUUGUUGAGUCAGUGCUGCAUUCAGUACAUAUGAGAUCGCCAGAAAGUAUAGCUAAACAUGCCGGAUAUUACGGGCAAGGUGUUCUUUAUGCAGCCUAUACACUGUCGACAUUGUUCGCGCCAUGGAUAUGCUAUCGUAUCGGAUCUAAAUGGUCCUUGUUCGCUGGAAGUGUGUUGUUCUCCAUGUAUCAAGCUGGCUUCUUCAUGCUCAAUUCCUAUUAUUACUAUCUCUCUCAAGCACUUAUGGGAAUUGGUUUUGCAUGUAUGUGUUUGUAUUAUAAUACUUUCGCUAUUGCUGUAAUUCGACCAUGA
Haemonchus placei is the source of this 405-nucleotide messenger RNA. The record is from the annotation of a GenBank genome assembly. Lineage: Eukaryota; Metazoa; Nematoda; Chromadorea; Rhabditida; Trichostrongylidae.